AUGUUCGCUGUCUUUGUGCCGACGACCCGCUGCUUCCUCCGGCGCGUCCUGCCCGGGCCGCCCGCCGCCAUGCACCGGCUCUACAGCCUGGAUGUGACCGCUCCGCUGCUCCGCACGCAGGGCUACGUGGACGGCCGCUGGAUCUCCGCGGCCUCGGUGUUCCCCGUCCUGGACCCGGCCACCGGGCAGGAGAUCGCCCGGGUGGCGGACUGCGGCCCCGCGGAGGCCAAGCAGGCGGUGGACGCUGCCUACACGGCGUUCGACGGCUGGAGGCGGCACACAGCCAAGGAGCGGAGCCUCCUGCUGAGGAAGUGGUUCGACCUGAUGACGCUGCACAAACAAGACCUCGCCAAACUGAUCACCUUUGAAUGUGGCAAACCAAUGGCGGAGUCUCUCGGGGAGGUGGCGUACUCCGCCUCCUUCCUGGAGUGGUUCUCAGAGGAGGCUCGGCGAGUUUACGGCGACAUCGUCUCCUCGCCGGCGAAGGACAGGAAGCUCUUCCUCCUCAAGCAGCCGGUGGGCGUCUGCUCCAUCAUCACCCCGUGGAACUUCCCCAGCGCCAUGAUCACCAGGAAGGUUGGAGCUGCUCUGGCCGCCGGCUGCACGGUGGUGGUCAAACCGGCGGAGGACACGCCCCUGUCGGCGCUCGCUCUGGCCGAGCUGGCGGAUCAGGCGGGGAUCCCGGCGGGUGUGUUCAACGUGGUGCCUUGCUCCAGAGGGAGGACCCCAGCGGUGGGGGAGGUUCUCUGCACCGACCCCCUGGUGGCAAAAAUCUCCUUCACCGGCUCCACAGCCACCGGCAAACGGUUGCUGAAAAUGGCCGCCGACACAGUGAAGAAGACGUCCAUGGAGCUGGGUGGCCACGCCCCCUUCAUCGUGUUCGACAGCGCCGACGUGGACAGGGCAGUGGGCGGAGCCAUGGCCUCCAAGUUCAGGAACUCCGGACAGACGUGUGUGUGCUCAAACCGGUUCCUGGUCCAGAGCGGCGUCUACGACCGCUUCCUGGAGAAACUGGGCCGAGCGAUGGACGCCGAGCUGCGUCUGGGUCACGGCUCGGAGCCCGACACCACCCAGGGGCCGCUCAUCAACACCAGAGCUGCAGAGAAGGUGGUCCAGCAGAUAUCUGAUGCCGUGUCCCUGGGAGCGAAGGUGCUGAGGGGGGGGAAGCGUCUGGACGGGUCCUUCAUGGAGCCGACUCUGCUCGCUGACGUCACCACGGACAUGCUGUGCACCCGAGAGGAGACGUUCGGCCCGGUAGCUUUAUACAAAACCAUUUUUUCUGAUCUCUGGUGUUGGACGGUGACUCGUGGUUGAUAACGGCCUCAGAGGAGGUCCCCCCCCCCUCGACUCCUCUUUACGGUUCAAUUCUGGGUUUUUGCACCGGUUGUUUCUCUCUUUGGUUUUGAAUCGAGUUUUCACCAUCACCACAUAGUCCAGAGACGGAUCGUCCUGUGCUCUGUUGGGCCAGAGCCCAGCGGGGGGCCCCCAGACACUGGAGCCGAGAGGAACAAAGGGUUGUUAAACUUUGGGCGGGAAAACAUCCUCCUGCAGGCUCAAGAAUCUCCCCCUGGUGGUGGAAAAAUGUCCUGGGGUUUUCCCAGAAACCCCUGCUCAGUUCCAAGCCCCGCCCACUCAGAUCCAGCUCUGACACUCAAUUGGCUUAAAGCCAGCAUCAUCCUAUGACCAACUCCUCAAGGAGGAGGACCUCUCAGGUAAUUUAAAAGCCCAUGAACACCAAACAUCGCAGCCAUUUUUACCCUGCUCUGAAGACAACACCAGGCCCCCUUCGGGGCCUCCCAGCUGAUUUAGUUGCUAAAGGGGGCAACCUUAACUUUUAGUUUAUCAGCCAUUUUCCCUGCUCUGAAGAAGUCAACAGACCCCUCCGGGUCUUUCCAGAUGAUUUAGUUGCUAAAGGGGACAACCAGAGUUAUUUUCUUUCAUUUCUUUCAUUGUCUUUUAUCUCAGUCGACGUUUUUAUUUUCAAAAGGACUUUUGCUCUUUUAACUCGAAAAGACCAAACAGGAAAUUGCACGCGGAACAAUCUCAGACUGUUUCACUUUCCCCACGGACUUUUCUUUUCCCAACGAUCUACAAACGGCUUCCACAGCCGUCCCCUGCAGAAGCGCGAGAUUCAUUCCGCUGAGGAGCACGAGCUCCACAUCCCUGAAGAAGGACGACGUUCAUCCCGUCGAAGCAGCACGAGAAAAUCCGCUGUUUGUCCGGUCCAGCGGCCGAAGACCGCUUGAGAGACCACGUGAUUCACUGGCCCGACGCGCACGCACACCGCGAGGGUGGUACAGUAAGAGGCUUUAUUGUCUGGGCUAAUGUUAAUCUAAUACGUAGCGUAUUGUUUUAAUACUUGAAUGUAUUUGUUUUGUAUGAGACCGCCGAGUCUCUAAUGUUUAGCGGCGAUUCGCCACUUCCGGUUUCCGGUUACGGCCUUGUGCCACAGUUUUUAAGCGCCGUGAGCAGCGUCUCCAGCUCAUUGUGACCGUUUGAACAACUUUAAAGAGACUUUACCGGUCAAACCUCAGCACACAACGCCACUUGGGUGCUGAGUGGUAAAGUAAAUGUAAUUUGUCUCUGACGGUGCUUUUAAGAGCUUUGCUCUCUCCUUGUAUGCUCUCUCGCUCUCUCUCUCCUUCUAAACCGACCUAUACACACAUCCGAUCUGUAUUUAGAAUACAGUUCAUGUAACAUAGUUAAAUCUAUAUUCAGAGAGGCUGGACACAUCUGGAAGCCAUGCGGCCGAACGCCAAAGCAGAGACAAAGAAUUCUCUUUGUCUGAAAAUCCCUUGGUGUAAUUCAUGUGACGACCACCAGUGUGAGCUCCGGCCACAUGGUGUCAUUAACAUAGACUCCAUUUUGAAUAACGCAAGUUAAACCACCAUUUUGAAUCUAUUAUUGCCACGCCUCCUCUCUCCCUCUCCUCCCAUUCUGGCUCUAAAUUCAUAACGGCUCCGCCAUCUUGUUUUGUAGUCAAUCCGCCAUUUUGAGAGUUUUUAGGCCUUGAUUCCACGAAUCAUGAUCGGCCGCCAUCUUAGAUGUGACGUGACUGCGUCAUCGCCACGCCCCCUUCUUUUUCUCUCUCUCUCUCGCUCUCUCACACACACACACACCCACACAGACACACAGACACAGAGACACAUUGAUAGACACAGACAGAUACACACACACAGAUACACAUAGAUGAAUACAUGUGUUUUUCUAAGUUGUGAUAAGCGGCUGCUGUUGUUAUCUUUGAAAUAUGGGAGUUUGUUAAAAUGAUGAAUCAUUAAAUAACACUAACUUUAUUUCACAUGCAUACACAUAGACACACACACACAGAGAGACACUUUGACACAGACACACACACACACACACCGAGACAGACAUACAUAGGUAGACCGCCGGUUUUACAUGUAUUGUCUGAAUUGUGCUGCUGCUGUGUUUAUCUUUGAAAUAUCGGAGCUUGUUAAAAUGAUGAAUCAUUGAAUAACAUUAUAACUUUAUUUCCCCUUUUUA
Molecule: messenger RNA, 3504 nt
Organism: Pleuronectes platessa (European plaice)
Lineage: Eukaryota; Metazoa; Chordata; Actinopteri; Pleuronectiformes; Pleuronectidae
Product: succinate-semialdehyde dehydrogenase, mitochondrial-like
Exons: 8
Coding region: 1-1314 (437 amino acids)
Molecular function (GO): succinate-semialdehyde dehydrogenase (NAD+) activity
Source: RefSeq, a predicted model, not a curated record